Messenger RNA from Daldinia childiae, 819 nucleotides. RefSeq lists its product as uncharacterized. Lineage: Eukaryota; Fungi; Ascomycota; Sordariomycetes; Xylariales; Hypoxylaceae. Gene Ontology annotation, molecular function: enoyl-CoA hydratase activity; delta(3)-delta(2)-enoyl-CoA isomerase activity. The record is from RefSeq and is a predicted model, not a curated record. Gene Ontology annotation, biological process: fatty acid beta-oxidation. Gene Ontology annotation, cellular component: peroxisome. Bases 1 to 819 code for a protein of 272 amino acids. The transcript has a single exon.
AUGACGUCGAACGAGCUAUUUCAAAUUCCCAUCCCGGCAAUUAAGUCGCAUCAGGGAGGCAGCAUCGUCUGUACAUCUCCAAAGCCUCAAGUCUAUGUUCUCACAUGGACCUCCCCUCCAGACAACAGGUUUACACCCGCCUUCAAUACGGCGCUGAUGACGGCGCUCGAUACUAUUGAAUUCGGUCAUCCACCAGGUGUUGUCAUAACCACUUCAUCUAUUUCAAAGUUCUACUCCAAUGGCCUCGAUUUCCAGCUUGCUACAUCGUUACCUGGAUUCUGGGAGAACAGCCUGUACCCGUUAUUUCGAAGGUUCUUAACUUAUCCCAUGCCCACGAUCGCCUUGAUCAACGGCCACGCCUUCGCCGGUGGGUUCAUGCUAUCUAUGCACCACGACUACCGAAUCUUCACAGGCUCAAAGGGCUACCUGUGCAUCAACGAACUCGAAUUCGGCGCGCCGUUACUACCACCCAUGAGCUCCAUUUUCAGGAUUAAAACUACUCCCAAUGUAUAUCGCAACAUGGUUCUCGAGGCGCGACGCUUUGACGCCAAGGCUGCGCUAGAAGCCGGCCUGGUAGACGCCAUUGGCGAGAUGGACGCAGCUCUGAGCUUAAUUCAGGAACGAUCGCUGAUCAAGAAAGGAGCCACCGGCGUCUACGGGCUGUUGAAAGCUGAGAUGUAUCGCGAGAGUGUAGCACUGUUAACUGCCACAGGCAAAGAGGCGGCCAAAACUAUGGACAUACAAGAAGCUGAGAAGAAAAGGAAAGAAGAGGGCGCAAAACGAUUUAAGGAAGCACAAGGUAAUAAGGCAAAAUUAUAA